Uncinocarpus reesii 1704 is the source of this 867-nucleotide messenger RNA. RefSeq lists its product as uncharacterized. Gene Ontology annotation, molecular function: polyubiquitin modification-dependent protein binding. Gene Ontology annotation, biological process: proteasome-mediated ubiquitin-dependent protein catabolic process. The transcript has 4 exons. The coding region runs from base 1 to 867 and encodes 288 amino acids. Gene Ontology annotation, cellular component: proteasome regulatory particle, base subcomplex; nucleus; cytosol. NCBI's taxonomy places the organism in Eukaryota, Fungi, Ascomycota, Eurotiomycetes, Onygenales, Onygenaceae. The record is from RefSeq and is a predicted model, not a curated record.
AUGACGCUGGAGGCGACGAUGAUCAUUGUGGACAACAGCGAGAGCAGUAGGAAUGGGGACUACUUACCAACGCGAUUUGAAGCCCAAGCCGACGCUAUCAACCUGGUGCACUCUGCGAAAACACAAGCAAAUCCUGAAUCAUCUAUUGGUUUGAUGAGUAUGGGCGGAAGCGGUCCAGAAGUUCUGGUCACUUUUACCGCGGAUAUAGGCAAGAUCCUGGAAGGGCUUCAUCGAACGAAGAUACGGGGAAAUGCGCAUCUUUCUUCCAGCAUUCGAGUUGCACACUUGGCACUAAAACAUCGAAAAGAGAGAGCGCAACGGCAACGCAUCAUUGUUUUCACAUGCUCCGCCAUUUCGGAGGACGAGAAGUCCCUCGUCAAGCUCGCAAAGAUGAUGAAGAAGAACAAUGUAAAUGUUGAUUUCGUUGCAUUUGGCGAUCUAGAUUCGGACACGAUCAAGAAGCUCGAAACCUUCCACGAGAAUGUUAAUAGCGGAAACGGUUCACAUCUUGAGAUAAUACACCCAGGUCCAAAUCUCUUGAGCGACUCUCUGGUCGCCACGCCAAUCAUUGGUGGGGAGGCUAUGGGUGGCCGUGAAGGGGAGGAAGGGGGUAGUGGUUUCGAGUUUGGCAUCGAUCCGUCAGCAGAUCCUGAACUCGCCUUUGCUUUACGAAUGUCUCUCGAGGAGGAGAAGGCACGACAAGAAAAAGAGAAGGCAGAACAAGAGAAGGCUUCUCUGGAAGGAAUCCCAGAAGAGUCACAGCCACUUCUUAAUCAAAGCGGUGAACCUAGCGGGAGCAACCAAGGUCCACCUGGCGAUGAUCAGAAGGAUAAAGGAGACAGUGGAGACAAGAUGGACACCUCAUGA